Molecule: messenger RNA, 177 nt
Organism: Pediculus humanus corporis (human body louse)
Lineage: Eukaryota; Metazoa; Arthropoda; Insecta; Psocodea; Pediculidae
Exons: 1
Coding region: 1-177 (58 amino acids)
Source: RefSeq, a predicted model, not a curated record
AUGACAAAAUAUAAUAAUAGUGAUAAUAAACAUCAUCAUUUAAAGUGCGCGGGAGCUUCUUUAUCACUUCAAAUCGUUUUACUCGUUUUAACAACGUCCAUACCGGAAGGAGUUGGUGGUAGCGAUGAUGGAGAUCCAGCACCCGGAAGAUCUCCUGGUCCUCCAUUACAAGGGUAA